AUGAGUGAAAACGCGACGAGUUUCCCGUUGGUCACGACCGGGCAGACGACCACAGUGGACAACGUGUCGACCACAACGCCAGUUUCAACAUCACCGACGUGGGACGACGCCACAUGGAUUCUCACAAGUUCAUUCAUCAUCUUCACCAUGCAGUCAGGGUUCGGUCUCCUCGAGAGUGGUUACGCCUCGUGCAAGAACGAGGUGAACGUGAUGGCCAAGAACGUAGCUGACGUCAUCUUCGGCGGCCUCUCCUACUGGAUGGCGGGAUACGGUCUCACGUACGGCACCGACGAAGGCACAAACGGUUUUGUUGGAAUCGGGCACUUCUUUGUAAACGCCAACGAUGAGAACAUGGGUGAGGAAUUAUCCCGGUUUGUGUUCCAGUCGGCGUUUGCGACCACCGCCACGACGAUUGUGUCAGGUGCCGUUGCAGAGAGAACAAGAUUUUCAGCAUACAUUGUUUUCUCCUUCUUCAACACGUUCAUCUUCUGUUUCCCUGCCCACUGGGUGUGGGCAGACUCGGGUUGGCUCCACAAGAUGGACGUAGUGGACUUUGCGGGUGACGGGCCAGUCCACUUAGUCGGAGGGGUGUCAGCAUUGGUGGCAACACUGAUGGUGAAACCAAGAUUGAAACGAUUCACGGACGAAGAUAACUACAAAAUGGGAUCGCCCACAAAUGCUCUUCUUGGAACAUUCAUUUUGUGGUGGGGCUGGCUGGCGUUCAACUGCGGCAGCACAUACGGAAUUAGCGGAGGCAAGUGGAAAAUAGCAGCCAGGAGUGCAGCAAACACACUGAUGGCCUCGACUGGGGGAGGGAUCGCCGGAUUCACGCUCAGUUUCUUUGCGCAUAAACGGAAGUAUGACAUCGGUUAUAUAAUUAACGGAGUGCUGGCGUCUUUAGUCUCGAUCACAGGUAUCUGCGCGGUGACAGGCACGUGGGAGGCUAUAGUGAUCGGCUGUAUCGGCGGAUGUCUGGCCAUCAGUACCGACGCCAUGAUGCGACGUCUGCACGUGGACGACCCGGUGAGCGUGUUCGCCGUGCACGGGAUCGGCGGGUCGUGGGGACUGAUCGCGUGCGGACUGUUCGCCCACGAGGACAAGGUCACCUUCUCCUACUCUAAACACAACGGGCUCUUCAAGGGUGGUGGAGUAUAUUUACUUGGUGUCGAAUGCCUGGCGAUUGUUUCCAUAGCGACCUGGUCGGCCAUCACUUCGUUCUUGUUCCUCAAAGCGAUCGACCUAACCAUCGGUCUGCGCAUGACGAGCGAGGAGGAAGAACUCGGCUCGGACUACGUGGAGCACGGAAUCCGGACUACGCGACAACUCGUCAAUGUCGAAGAGCUGCAGCGCCGUCACCAUAGAGACAACUCCGUGAGGGACACCAUGACGUUACCCGCUGACCGGUGGAACACGGAAUGGACACUCAAGGUGUCGCCCCAGCUGCAGGCGUCCGCUGAGCGGUUGGCCAAAGUGGACGCGAAAACAUCUAGUUCUUAUUCGUCACAGAUAUGUUUGAUCAGUUACACUCAAAAUGGAAGUUAUUGAAAAUAUCCCUUGCUACUAACGAACAAAAAUAUAGCAGGUUUCUUCUCUAAAACUGUAUGUACAAAUUACCAAAUGGUUGAUAUCCAA
This is a messenger RNA of Gigantopelta aegis, 1632 nucleotides long. RefSeq names its product putative ammonium transporter 3. Gene Ontology annotation, cellular component: membrane. Gene Ontology annotation, molecular function: ammonium channel activity. The record is from RefSeq and is a predicted model, not a curated record. The transcript is spliced from 9 exons. Lineage: Eukaryota; Metazoa; Mollusca; Gastropoda; Neomphalida; Peltospiridae. Gene Ontology annotation, biological process: ammonium transmembrane transport; ammonium homeostasis. Bases 1 to 1545 code for a protein of 514 amino acids.